Molecule: messenger RNA, 1797 nt
Organism: Laccaria bicolor S238N-H82
Lineage: Eukaryota; Fungi; Basidiomycota; Agaricomycetes; Agaricales; Hydnangiaceae
Exons: 12
Coding region: 1-1797 (598 amino acids)
Biological process (GO): cristae formation
Source: RefSeq, a predicted model, not a curated record
AUGGCCGAAAACGGCUUCACAAUCGAAAGGAAUGGCACGUUCUAUUCAAUUCUCAAUGUUCACAAGGAUGCAUCGCAGGCAGAAAUCAACGAACGGCACAGGGCUCUUUCCCUGAUCUUUCACCCAGACAGGCAGCAGGACGAGGCUGCGAAGGAGACAGCCACCCGUGAGUUUCUCAAAAUUCAAAAAGCAUACCAGGUUUUGUCGGACCCUUUUCUUCGACUGGUCUACGAUACAUUAGGUGAAAGAGGGCUUGCUAUCAGCUGGCCGGAGGAACUACAGACGAAACCUACAGAAGAGAUUCGGCAUACCCUCACGAGCACUAUUUUGGAACUUGACCGGAAGCAGAAAAGAGACUUGAUCCUACCGCGGGGGAAAGUCGCUUGUAGUAUAUUGGCUGGGUCUUUGUUUUCGGCCGACGUUGGAUCAGCUUCCGACAAAUGGACCACAAGCCUUUCAAAACGGAUACGAGGAGUCCACUUCGUUCCAAUCAGUGUAAGCCACAAUGUUCAGAAAAAAAUCAACGAAAAGACCUCCGUUGGAUUUGAGGCUCGCGCUACCUUCACAGGAAACAAAGCCGCAUCCCCCGAUUACCUGGGUACCGUCCGCCACCAAUGGUCGCCACGGAUAGAAUCAGUGGCAAAUUUGAGUUUUCUCUAUCCACACGUGACAAAGGUUGAAACUACCUACCGUGACGAGGAUAACACACUGAAAGUCAAGGGCGUGGUUGCUUCAAACUAUCAUUUGGUACCCCCAGCUCUGACUGUCUCCUUUUCUCGGAAACUGUUUCGCUCAGGUCCUGAAAGAGGUAAAAUUACUCUUCACUUAGGCCGCAAGUUCCCUUCGCUUGCCUUGAUGUAUUUGUCGCCACCCUCCAUAAAUUUAUCAACACUUGUGCGCCAGAAACAAAGUCUUCCUUCCAUCUCAGGGUUUCAAUAUAGAGCGAUUGAAAAAGCUUUUGGAAUCUCUUUCAUGGGCAUUCUUCCGAAAUUGUCAGCAUCUGCUGCCGUUACAUUUACAGAGCUGUCAACCAGAAUUCGAGUGGCACUCGAAUACGGGCUAGAGGGCUUAUCAUGGUCGUUUUCUGCACAAUGGUCGGGUGACGCAGUUGGGGUCAGUGCGAGCACUGUAAUACAAGCUACUGCCAUUUUGUUGCAACUGGACUUCUCGUACCUUGAACAGCAAUUAUCAUUGCCAAUCAUAUUGUCAACGGAAUUCAAUGCAUUCAUUGCUUGGGGUACCAUCAUCUUACCAACAGCUUGCGCUUUGUUGGGACAUCAUUUCCUAAUUAUACCAGGUCGUCGCCUUCGGCGGCUUGCGAAAAUUCAAGCCGCACAUAAAAUUUUCGAGGAAGAUUCGGAUUCAAGAAAAGAGAGAAACGCGGUUGAAAACUUGCUGAAAGAUUCGGCGGGUAGGAGCGCUCGCGUGGAAAGGGGCAAGGAAGGUCUCGUCAUCGAAGAAGCCAUGUAUGGUGCAGCAGAGGCAGACGAAGCUGCACGCAACUUGUCUCUCAAUGUGACUACACCUGUACAGGCUCUUGUUCGCAAAUCGCAGCUCUACAUUCCCGGUGGUACCAAGGUAUCGGACCGGAAUUUCGAUCAUCCGAUUCUCAUCCCUUUUCUAAUUCACACAUUCUGCCAGUCUGUUUUACAGGGCUUCAGUGACCCUGCGCCUUUCACUUCAAAAUCCUUGCGCGUUCGCUAUCUUUUCCGUGGCCGCAUACACUAUGCAGACAUUCCGGACAAUGUCCCCGUCGUGCUGCCGUUGGCAGAACACGAACUGGAAAAGUGCACCUAG